AUGGGGCAAGAAAUGUUGCGACAUAGCGAGGGAUCAAGUUGCCGUGGGGCCCGCCCGCCGUCGUCCCAUCAAAAAAACUCCAGAGCCCACUCCCCCGUCCCUGUCGUUUCACGCCCCUCUGCCCUCACAAUCGAAUCCGCCACGCUGAACGCGGUGGGAAACUGCGGGCCGCCACUUGGACGCGUCGAGUCAGCCGCGGCAGCUGCUUUUGCGCCCCAUCCACUCGGUGUCUCGCUCAGAAGAACGACGUCACGCCUCGUCUCGACCGCUUCGCAAACUCCAGUGGAAGCGAGCGAGAGACGCCAUUGA
Molecule: messenger RNA, 309 nt
Organism: Peronospora matthiolae
Lineage: Eukaryota; Oomycota; Peronosporomycetes; Peronosporales; Peronosporaceae
Source: the annotation of a GenBank genome assembly